Molecule: messenger RNA, 3597 nt
Organism: Diplodia corticola
Lineage: Eukaryota; Fungi; Ascomycota; Dothideomycetes; Botryosphaeriales; Botryosphaeriaceae
Product: dna methyltransferase dim-2
Exons: 2
Coding region: 1-3597 (1198 amino acids)
Cellular component (GO): nucleus
Molecular function (GO): chromatin binding; methyltransferase activity
Source: RefSeq, a predicted model, not a curated record
AUGCGCUUGCACACCGUCAUUGACGCCGUCUCUGCUGACACGGUUACUGUGAAAGAUGAAUUAUUAGACGAUUUUGCCGACGUCGAUUUGAUAGCGAAAGAUGAGGACGAUUGCCCACUUCCACAACCGAAGCGUGUCAGGUUUAACGAGACUGGAUCCGAGUCCAUACGAUCCAUCCUCGAAAGCGAAGGAGAUCCGAUGGUUAUUGACCUUACCGGUGAUGGCGAAAACGAACCUCUCGACCAUCCAAAGCUCACUCGAACACCCGGACCGCAGGCCGGACCGGUUCCAUCACCGAAUCCCAGGAUACAGGUAAAACCAUCACUUUCAAACUAUCCACGAUCUCUCUACGAUGGUUGGCAACCCCCUCUUGCGCCAACAGCGGAGCGUAUUGCUUUAUCUGAGCUUCUACGAGACUAUCAUCGUCCUAUGGGGGACCGCUACAUCAUGAUACCAAUUCGAGAAUUCCGCAUUUAUCGUCCAUCUAACGGGAAGCCGAUUUUGGGCAACCGCCAACACGAAUUGGAACCACUCCAUCAUCUAAAAAUAGAUGCUGGGUGCGACUGCCUGCUUGUAGACGGCAUCAUCUCACUUAAUGGCCUGGAGCGAUACAUUCAAGGCGUUCCUUUCGAAACCCUCGCAAUCGAUGGAUACGGCGAUGUUAAGGUCCACACAGUGUCAAAAGGCAUUUCUAUAAUGUCCACACGUGCCAAGGAUGUGUGGUACCUCCUUCAAGAACCCGCUUCUGACUACACCGGUUACCAUGGACCAUUCAUAUGGAUCGCUGAUUUUGCCAAAUACGUCGUCGAAUAUUUAGAUGAGCACGAAACCGUCUCACUCGACCAGUUCAAGUCCGAUUUCUAUGAUUGGACAAGGCAGCGAUAUGGCGAAAGCCAGACAUUCCAGAAAUGGGUACAGCGGUUCGAUGGCGAAGCAAAAAAUUACGAUUUCCGCCAAGCAGCUGUCGCGUACGGGAGCUUUCUAUGGAAGGAAGCCUGGUCCAUUCUUAAGACUGUUCGCAAGAACCCGUUUUGGGGUGACAUCAACUACAUUGCAGACAAUGAAAGAGAAGGCGAACCGCCCUUGAACACUGCAACCACAAGUACGGAAAAAACGCUUGUGACUCCCUACGUCUUCGAAAACUUCAAACACAUCAAACCUCUCAUAAGGUUUUUUGAAACCAAGAACUCGAUGGGAAGCCAAGUUCAAGCAGCGCAUGAGAAGCGAAAGCGUGCCCUUGGCUUCAUGGACGGCGCUGAGCGUGCCCAGAAAUCAACAAGCUGCUACCCCUUACUCUCAAAGAGCGGGCUUAUGGUAGGCGACUAUGUCGCCGUGUACCCAGAGGAAGCAACGCUUUGGAGAGAUGGUUCUGAGCUAUGGUAUGCAUAUAUCCAGCACAUUCAAAAAGACCGCCAUGGACAGCGUUUUAAAGUACUCUGGCUGUAUUCCGCAUCCGCUACCACGCUGGCUGGUGGUCACUACCCGUUCCCGAACGAACUGUUUCUAUCCUCUCAUUGCAACUGCAAUGAGGCUACUCUAAUGUUAAAGGACAUCGCCGGAAGAGUCAACGUCUCCCUGGGAAGUCAAAUUGCAGACGGCCUCAGUAACAAAGCACCACACUUCUUCAUCAGACAAAAGUUUGACCCAGAAAGCCACGCAUUUACGACCAUCAAAAGCUCGGAUUUCCUCUGCCAGUGCCGAACCCAAACUUCCGCUUUCGAAGAAAUCCUUGGAAAAGUGCCCAUUGGCGAUCCCAUCCUUGCCCCAUUUAAUGAAUGGGGCGAGCCUUCUUGCAGACCGUUGGAUUCGUAUGCCUUUUCUGAUAUGAUUUCAGACACCCUGGAACCAGUGGUAGUAGAAAACUACCUUCAACAAUCCCGAACGAUCUUAGUUCGUCGACUGAUUCGACGAUACGCGUGCCAUGAAGGUCCUGGAGCUGACCCAAACGAGCUGGUCUGGACUGAUGACUUCCUUGAGAUUGAUCCGGUGCUUGUGGGCCCCAAAUGCCAUAUCCGUUUCUUUGAGGAAGGGGAGCAAAUCCCUAGUCCGUAUAGCCGAGGGGGAUCUGGCAACUGCUGGUACAUUACACGACGUUUGACUUCAACGGGAGGCUUGGAAGCAUUACAACAGCCUUUUCCUAUAGGUUUGAAUCAAGGCAUUGAUCCGAACGCCCCACCGCCACGUCCAAAAAUGGUUGGCUUAGACGUCUUUGCUGGUGGCGGCAACUUUGGGCGUGGGCUUGAGGACGGCAUGGCUGUCGAAUUUCUCUACGCUAUUGAUUGGGCUAAAAAUGCUGUGAACACUUACAGAGCCAAUCGCAGCGAACGUCCAUGCUGGGUCUAUUGGGGUUCGGUUAAUGACUACCUCAGACAAGUCAUGGAUGGGAGUACAGUCGAGCAUUUCGCAGGGAUUGACCAAAUCGAUUUCAUCGCCGCCGGAAGUCCAUGCCAGGGCUUUUCUAGACUCCAGAGGAACAAGGCAAGCGACUCGUCCCUGCGCAAUAUCUCUAUGGUUGCUUCAGUGGCAGCCUACGUUGAUGUGUAUCGACCAAGAUACGCAGUACUCGAAAAUGUUAUACGAAUGGCCCAUCAAACUGAAGAACUGGGAGUAUUUCCGCAGCUCCUUUGCACACUGGUCGGCCUAGGCUAUCAAAUCUCACAACAUCUUUUGGAUGCUUGGUCUUGCGGCGAUCCCCAAAGAAGAUCACGUCUGUUUGUGCAAAUCGCGGCACCAGGUUUAGCGCCUAUACCUCCAACAACACUGACACAUUCCCACCCACCUGGAACGGCAAAUAUAUCGUUAGGUAAAAACCUGGCAAAUGGUCAAAGGUUUGGAGAGAGGCGCAUUACACCGACGCCGUUUCGGUACGUCUCUGUACAGGAGAGCAUGGGCGACUUGCCCGACAUACAGGAUUCACACAGCCAGACGUGUAUCAAAAAUCCAGACCACCGAACCGUAAGCACAGAGGCCAGUUGGACCAGAGAAAUGAUUCGACACAUCCCAAUCCAUCCGCCUUUACAGGGUGUAGUAAACGCCAUUCACGCUGGCGUCAUGCCACAAGCGCUUGCAGAACGGUUCCUAAAGACAGGUGGGAUGAGGGCGCACCGAAACAGCAAAUCAUGGUCACGAAUUUCCCGGGACGGACUGACAUCAACCAUAACGACAACUCCAGCUGCGGCUUGUGCAAUUACUGGCAGGGCGCUACACUGGCAACAGCAUAGAGUUCUGAGCAUCAGAGAAGCCCGGCGAGCCCAAGGAUUCGAUGAGAGGGACAUCAUCACGGGGUCUCCUUCCGAACAGUGGAAGAUAAUCGGGAACAGCGUCUCUCGUUCAACUGCAUUAGCGCUUGGUAUGGCGCUUCAAGAGGCGUGGCUGGCGAACCCGUUGGAGCAUUGCCCAUCAAACAGUUUCGCUCUCCCCAUCUCCCCAGACGCCGGAAGCGAAGACCUUACGGCCAACCCGUCCAACGAUCCCUCGCCGCCGAACUUGCUCGCUCUGUCAUCGAACAUGCCUACUCCGAUCAGCGUCGAUAGUGCUGAACGACCGCAACCUCAGUGCCGUGCUGCUGUAGUAAUCGAUCUCACACGAGACGAUUGA